Messenger RNA from Amphiprion ocellaris (clown anemonefish), 4018 nucleotides. Its product is annotated as FYN-binding protein 1. NCBI's taxonomy places the organism in Eukaryota, Metazoa, Chordata, Actinopteri, Pomacentridae. The record is from RefSeq and is a predicted model, not a curated record. The transcript has 20 exons. Gene Ontology annotation, molecular function: protein binding. The coding region runs from base 273 to 3194 and encodes 973 amino acids. Gene Ontology annotation, cellular component: plasma membrane. Gene Ontology annotation, biological process: integrin-mediated signaling pathway; protein localization to plasma membrane; T cell receptor signaling pathway.
GGAGCCAGACCCGUUUGACGAGCCGGGCUGUUUUUAAAGAUGAGCGUUAGUAUUCCUGCUUCAUUCCUCGUUCCUCCGCUGAAACCGUCCGCGGUGCGCAUGGGACGCGCAACUCGAUCAGAAGAGAAAGACGCACCGAAUUGGAACAGGUCGAUUUAAGUUUUAAAUAGCUUUUAUUUUUAAAUUACAGCUGUCUCCUCACUGGACACAGAAUGAGAGGCUGGUGAAGAGAAUUAACCCGCUCGAUUCGAAGUUUUUUGUCGAAACACGCAAUGGAUCAGGAGGACACACUGGACUUUAAGGCCCUAAGGGCCAAGUUCCAGGAGGAGGAACUCCUCCUGAAGCAACCCAGGAUCAAACCUGCUCUCCCACAAAAACCAAAGGUCGUCCCUCCUCCCCAGAGCCCUCCUCAUUACCUCCCUGUAGGAGCACGGCCCUCACUGCUCACCUCCAUCAACCAAACCUUGGAAGGAAAGAGCACAUUUGGACCUAGAGUGGUCUUCAAGGAUGAGAAGAAGGAGAGCAAAAAGCCCCUCAUCCAGACCAACUCUAAGGGAAAAGACAAGAGUGAAGGGAAACUGAAAUUUGGGAAAGACAAGACAACAAAAGGAAGCAAAGAGAAGCUGGAUGAAAACUCACUGGAGCAGAAGCUGAAGAAAGAGAACGGUAAGAAGCUACCGCUGUUCCUCCCUAUAGGACAGAAGGAGAGUACAGCAGAGCUGGUGCCAGCAACACCUCCACCUAAAGUCACAACACCAAAGAAAAAGGGUCUCCUUGGCUUCAGAAAGUCCUCAAAAAGAGACUCAGUGGAGAUUCCAGCUGAUCCGAUCCUGGACACCCCAAGUGUCGAAGAUCUUGGACCAGCUCCACUCAUCCCAGUGCCUUCUGACUUUGGUGAUUCCCCACUAGAGCCUGAAAUCUCAGUACCAAACCUGCUUCUACCAGACAACCCCUCCUUACCUGACCUCAGUGCUGUCAUGGAAGUUACUCCACCCACCACUAUCCCUGAAUCUCCCAUCUUCACCCUGCCUCCUGCCGUCAUUCCUGAUAUCCCAGCACCUGAAGUCCCAUCCCCAGUGAGUGAAACCCUGCUUGAGUUUGAAAAUCCUGCCUUGCCUGUUUCUAGACCGGCCAGCCAGAAUGAAAUUAUACCCAGUCCACCUAAUGCUACCCCCACCCCUCCACCUACUUUCACAAUCCUGGACCCCCUACCAGUGGUCUCUGCUCCGUCUCUGUCACCUCCUGAGCCUGAGAUUGCAGCUGAGGCCAACAUAGAGGCUGUAAAUGUGGCAGCAGUGGAGACGCCUCCUGCUCCACCUGUCAACCCUCCAUCUAACCCACCAUCUCCCAAAGAUGAACGUCCGAUCUCUGCGCUCUCUGCCUUGGAGAGGGCAGAGGACAUGAGCCCGGGAAAAAGAACACCUCCGGGUGACCAGAGGAUUUUAAACGCUCUGGAGAAGGCACGCAGGAAGAGCGCCAGCCCCUUGACAAACCCCACCCAAUCCUACUCCAUCACCCCUCCACCUGAGGAGCUGCCCCCUCUUCAGAUCAGACCAGCCCUUCCAGAGCUUCCACCCAUUGAUUAUGAAGCAGGAAACGCCCUCCCACCGAAACCAGCACAAGUCAACGGCAUCGACCACCCCUCUUCGGUGUUAGAAGGCAUCACCGAGGAGGGGUCAGAUGCCAUUCCAGAGCUGCUAGUAGUUCCCCCUCCUCCGCCCAGGAAGGUUCUUCCAGACAUCAGGUCUUUGGGUCCUGCUCCGGAGAAGCCUGCCACACCUCCUGAUGUCAACCUGAGUAAAUACAUUCCUCCUGUGGCAGAUAAUGAGGUCCAAGCUACUCCUGAAUUCUUAGAGAUCAACACAGAGUUUGACGAUGUUGCUUCAGACGCUCAUUCUCCAGAGCUGCCGGCAACAGAAUGGGCCGAUAACGAGUACCUUAGUCCAGAUUUUCCAGAUGGGCACAACAUGCCAGAGUAUUACAGUAACGGGAUAACUGUUCCAGAAACGGAGAUCCACGCAGAGCCGGGAGUCGGAGAGGAGCUCCAAGAUAAUCCAGCACCAGAACCUUCCCUCCCCAUCUCUCAAGACUCCACUCCAGUGGCAGAGGGUCAAGAUGGCGCAGGUGUCUAUGAGAACACAGAUAAUGCGUAUGAGGACAUCAGCACAUCUGCGGGCAAAAAGAAGGGAAAAACUGACGGUGGAAAGAAACGCAAAGGACCCCCAAAGAAUCCGUAUGCUGAGGCAGCACAGGAGACAAAUCAGGAGAAAAGCAAGACGGGCAGGUUUGGCAAGAGCGACAAGAAAGCCGCCGCUGAAGGGCCGGACGAAAAGGAGCUGAAGAAGAAGGAGAAGCAGCGGCUGGAAAAGGAGAAGAAGGAGCUGAAAGAGAAGCAAGAACGGGAAAAGAAGGAGCAGAAGGAGAGGGAGAAGAAGGAGAACGAGCUGAAGAAGAAAUUCAAAAUCACAGGACAGGAGGAUGCCAUGUACAAUGCAAAAGUAACUGUAACAACAAAAGGACGCAAGAACGAUCUGCCCGUCAAGAGCGGAGACAUGGUCAGCAUCAUCCGAACGACCAACUGCCCCAAAGGGAAGUGGCUGGCCAGGGACAGCAGCGACAACUAUGGAUACGUUGCCGUGGAUCACGUCGAGCUGGACAUCAAGGAGAUGCUGGAGCUGGGAAAGAAAGCUGCUCGCAAGCCCGGCAACAAUAUAACUGAACCAGAGGAUACCAUCACAGACAGCAGGGCCUCAUACCACUAUCCACUGUCAGCAGAAAGCUUCUCAGAUGACAGUGAGGAGUGGACCGCUGAUGAUGAUGAACAUCUCUCUCCUGCCCCUGACACUGCAGACCCACUGGCUGCAAUGGGUCACACCAGGACACUCUCCAUGCCAGAUAUGGGAAACAAAGACCUUAGCAUAAAUCACCAGCACAGUCAGAGUGACAUCAGCGCCGAAGGCUCUCAUAUGCAAGCAAGACAUGAAGCACUUCAGAAGUUGGCGACAUUUUUUCAUUCACCAAAACCUGCAGAGCCGAUUGCCAGCGGCACCAAACCAGGGACAAGUCCUGCGCUCGUGACAGAAGCAGCAGUUAAUGCGCCUGAGGCUAGUUCAACACAGGAUAUGGAUUUUGAAUCCCCUGAAAUGCUUAUUUUACCUCCUCCUGACAUCUUUGCUGACUUCACGGCGGAGUGACCAGAAUACGACAAGCCGAACGCCCACACAGGUUUGUCUGUGAUGUUAUUCUUCACACUGUGACCCGUGUCAGUCACCUACCACUGUAAGAACAACUUCAUCUUCUUCUGCCUUCUCAUUUGCCUGAUGACUGCAUUUAUGGAUCAGUAUCAGUACGAUGGUUUACAGCAUCGAGCGACAUACCAUCUGGAAUUUUUUUUUCUGUUCUUUGAAGCACUCGGUGUGAAACCACUGAGGGACAGUUUAGCUAGUGGUUCUGAGUGACUUUGAAACUUUGGAUCAAGGUGAGCUGCUGAUCCCAGGAAAGGACUUAUAAACCGUUACACAGGCUUUGACCCUGGAGGGUCUUGUGGAGAAAAUUGCAUAUUUUGUGUGCAAAUGCAAGAAAAGAAAGUAUAUUUUAAGUGGUUUGAAUAAGUAGGGGAUUUUUUUUCCUGAGGAUACAUGGAGGACACAUGCAGCUGGGUUAACACGUAAGAAUCAUUUAUCGUGCACAGUCUUUCUUCCAUCAGGUUGUUCCUUAAAAUCUCAGUGCAAAGAACCAAAUAAGUGUCUGAACAUUUAUCUUAAAUCUACACACAACAGUUUCAAAAGUUGAAUGAGUUUUAUCAGUUCAGUGUUUUUUUUUGUUGUUUUUUUUUUUUUAGCAAACAACAAAAUAGAAAUUUUGCCAUUAAGCUUACAAAAGAAGUUUUUAGGUUUAGUUAUCAGCAAUAAUUAAAAAAAAAAAAAAACAUCUCUUCAUGUGCAUUUACACAAAUGAGAUCAACAGUUUUUAAGACCACCUUCAACAGUAAUCACAUAAAGGUCAGUUUUUUCCUUAA